Lates calcarifer (barramundi perch) is the source of this 969-nucleotide messenger RNA. RefSeq names its product stabilin-2-like. The record is from RefSeq and is a predicted model, not a curated record. Bases 610 to 930 code for a protein of 106 amino acids. The transcript has 4 exons. NCBI's taxonomy places the organism in Eukaryota, Metazoa, Chordata, Actinopteri, Centropomidae.
AAGAACCUGAGCGAGGCCUGGGACACGUUCUGCUACAGGAUGAAGGGUGAGCGAGGAAGAGGAUAGUGAAGGUUCAUCGAUCAGUUGAUCAGUUGUGAUGUAUUGAUCGGCUGUGGUCUGUUUCAGAGGUGAAGUGUGAGUGUAAGACCGGCUACAUUGGUGACGGCUUCACCUGCACAGGAAACCUGCUGCAGGUGCUCAGAGCCACGCCCACCUUUUCCAACUUCUUCACAGUGAGUCCGAGACGUCCAUCCACUGAACCAGGAGCAGUUUAAAAAAGAAAACGUGGUGUUUACCUGUCUUCAGGUGGAACCUCUACCAUCACCUCCUCCCCUGUAAAAACACGUUUUUUUUUCUUCAGCAAAUCCUGAAUUACUCUGAGUCAUCUGAGUCCGGGAGUCGGUUUGUGAAGCAUCUCAGUAACCUGACGGUCCAGUCCACAUUGUUUGUCCCCGACAAUGACGGCCUCCCCGACAACCAGACUCUGUCUCAGAGGGACAUUGAGUUCCACCUGUCCGAGGGUCAGGCGCUGCCUCUCAGCCAGCUGAAGAACGGCAGUUGGAUCAGGACCAGAGUCAGUUUGACGAGUCAGUAAAGUUUGAAACAUUCAUGUCUCCUCAGUCGUCUCGUUACAUCAACGACUGCUUCGUCACCAGCUUGGACAUCCUGGCAUCAAACGGGAUCAUACAUGUUCUCCAGGGCCCCCUGAAAGCCCCGCCUCCUCGCCACGAGAUGCACAUGGCGCACAAGGCGGGGAUGGGGGUCGGAGUGGUUCUGCUGAUUGUCCUGGUUGGGGGGGGUCGUCUUCGUCGGCUACCACUUCUACACCCACACCUCCAAACCCUUCCACUUCCACUGCUUCAAGGAGGAGGAGGAGGAGGGGGAGGGGGAAGAGGCUCCACCUGCAGAUGGCGGUCGCAGCAUCUGUAACCCAGUUUACGAAGCAGCUCCAGAAACGCCUGACGUCCC